This is a messenger RNA of Neurospora hispaniola, 1603 nucleotides long. Its product is annotated as putative clathrin-associated adaptor complex medium chain. The transcript is spliced from 3 exons. Gene Ontology annotation, biological process: clathrin-dependent endocytosis; intracellular protein transport. Lineage: Eukaryota; Fungi; Ascomycota; Sordariomycetes; Sordariales; Sordariaceae. Gene Ontology annotation, cellular component: AP-2 adaptor complex; cytoplasmic vesicle. The record is from RefSeq and is a predicted model, not a curated record. Bases 185 to 1498 code for a protein of 437 amino acids. Gene Ontology annotation, molecular function: clathrin-cargo adaptor activity.
UAGGUAGGUAGGUACAGUACACGCAGGUAAGGUAGUGUGUGUGUGUGUAGACGCGGGUUCCUGUUCCCGACCGCCCGCCGCCUUUGACAUUGAAACUUGCCCGCUCGUGUCUGCCGUCGCCGCCCGUCGCCAACUCGACUUGCAACUUUCAAUCAUUACCUUCUUCCCCCGACGACCCGUCACGAUGCUGUCCGGGAUCCUCAUCUUCAACCAAAAGGGCGAGAACCUCAUCUUCCGAGCCUUCCGCAAUGACUGCCGCCCACGACUGGCGGACGUGUUCCGCAUCCAGGUCAUCAGCAACGCCCAGGUCCGAUCCCCUAUCUUGACCCUCGGCAGCACCACCUUCAGCCAUGUCAAGCACGAGAACAUCUACCUGGUCGCCAUCACCCGUAGUAACGCCAAUGCCGCCCUGGUCUUCGAGUUCCUCUACCGCUUGAUCCAGCUGGGUCGCGGCUACUUUGGCAAGUUUGACGAGGAGGCCGUCAAGAACAACUUUGUCCUGGUCUACGAGCUCCUGGAUGAAAUCAUCGACUUUGGAUAUCCCCAAAACACCGAGACCGACACUCUCAAGAUGUACAUCACAACCGAAGGCGUCAAGUCUGAGCGCGCCGUCGAGGACUCCGCCAAGAUCACCAUGCAAGCUACUGGCGCUUUAUCCUGGCGCAAGGCCGAUGUCAAGUACCGCAAGAACGAAGCUUUUGUCGACGUAAUCGAAGAUGUCAACCUGCUCAUGAGCGCAACCGGCUCCGUCCUGCGCGCCGACGUCAACGGCCAGAUCAUCAUGCGCGCCUACCUCAGCGGCACGCCCGAGUGCAAGUUCGGUCUCAACGAUCGCCUCCUACUCGACCAGGACGGACUCAUGAGCCUGCCCAGCGGCAACAGGAUGGGAAGCAAGGCGACCAAGGCCGCGGCCGGCAGCGUCACGCUCGAAGAUUGCCAGUUCCACCAGUGCGUCAAGCUGGGCAAGUUUGACAGUGACCGCAUCAUCAGCUUCAUCCCGCCCGACGGCGAGUUCGAGCUGAUGAGGUACCGCGCAACCGAGAACGUCAACCUGCCGUUCAAAGUGCAUGCCAUUGUCAACGAGGUGGGCAAGACAAAGGUGGAAUACAGCAUCGGUGUGCGCGCCAACUUUGGAUCCAAGCUAUUUGCGACCAACGUGGUCGUCAAGAUUCCCACGCCGCUCAACACGGCCAGGAUCACGGAGCGCUGUACCCAGGGCAAGGCCAAGUACGAGCCGUCCGAGAACGUGAUUGUGUGGAAGAUUGGUCGCUUUGCUGGACAGAGCGAGUUUGUGCUGAGCGCCGAGGCCGAGCUUACUAGCAUGACGAACCAGAAGGCUUGGAGCAGGCCGCCACUCAGCAUGAAUUUUAGCCUGCUGAUGUUCACCAGCUCUGGCUUGCUGGUUCGCUAUCUCAAGGUGUUCGAGAAGAGCAACUACUCGAGUGUGAAGUGGGUGAGGUAUAUGACAAGGGCAGGAAGCUACGAGAUUAGAUUCUAAAUAAUUGAAUAAUACAUAAUGGCGUGCGCCACCGACUACAAACCCUAUGCGGUUAAUGCACGGGCCAUCCUACCACCUACGGCAUAUAAUAGCACGGCGUCUGGG